AUGUCUGCCACUCCGGUCUUUACCAAGAACGCAGCGGCUCCUGCCGGCCCUUACUCCCAAGCCAUCAAGACGCCCAAUGCCAUUUACUGCUCGGGCCAGAUUCCGUGUGACGCCGAGGGCAACCUCGUCGAGGGCACCAUCCAACAGAAGACAGCUGCCUGCAUUAGCAACCUCAAGGCCGUCCUGGAGGAGGCUGGCUCGUCCAUCGAGAAGGUGGUCAAGGUCAACGUCUUCCUUACUGACAUGGCCAACUUUGCCAACAUGAACGAGGAGUACGCCAAGUGGUUCGUCCACAAGCCGGCUCGGAGCUGUGUUGCAGUGAAGCAACUGCCCAAGGCCGUCGACGUUGAGAUUGAGUGCAUUGCCCUCCCUUGA
This is a messenger RNA of Canariomyces notabilis, 375 nucleotides long. RefSeq names its product YjgF-like protein. The coding region runs from base 1 to 375 and encodes 124 amino acids. The transcript is spliced from 4 exons. Gene Ontology annotation, molecular function: deaminase activity. The record is from RefSeq and is a predicted model, not a curated record. Gene Ontology annotation, cellular component: mitochondrion; cytosol. NCBI's taxonomy places the organism in Eukaryota, Fungi, Ascomycota, Sordariomycetes, Sordariales, Chaetomiaceae.